This is a messenger RNA of Mycotypha africana, 3017 nucleotides long. Its product is annotated as MCM2/3/5 family-domain-containing protein. The record is from RefSeq and is a predicted model, not a curated record. Gene Ontology annotation, cellular component: MCM complex; nucleus. Gene Ontology annotation, biological process: double-strand break repair via break-induced replication; mitotic DNA replication initiation; DNA replication. Bases 201 to 2825 code for a protein of 874 amino acids. NCBI's taxonomy places the organism in Eukaryota, Fungi, Mucoromycota, Mucoromycetes, Mucorales, Mycotyphaceae. Gene Ontology annotation, molecular function: 3'-5' DNA helicase activity; ATP binding; single-stranded DNA binding. The transcript is spliced from 5 exons.
UUCCCUUUUUCCAAUCGACGAUGGUACAAAGUCAACUUUUUGGCAAUCUUGUGUUAUACUGUUCAGCGUCGCUGACCUUUUUUGUUUGAUUGUUUCAUUAGUCUAAUAACGUCAACAACAACGCAGAUCGUAAGAGAAGAAGAAAUAGCAAUGCUGGUGAGGCAGACGAAUCGCAAGCCGAUAUUUUGUCACCCGAGCCCAUGUCAUCUCUAUUUCAAUCAUCUUUCCCUCAGACUCAGAGAACACCCAACUUUUUCUCUGACGUUAUUGACGAAGUGGCUGAAAAUGAAGUUCGCGAAGAAAACGAUGCAUUGGAUGAUUCAGACAACGACGAUAUUGAUAUGUUCCAUGAUGCUGAGAGAGAUUAUUUCCCUGACGAACAACUUGAUCGUUAUGAAGAGGAGGGUGUAGAUGAUACUCAUUACGCACCUCUUGAUAUUGGCGAACGUAAUGCCCUCGAAAACAAUUUAAACAGACGGGAUGCAGAGAUCAGACGUAGAACCGGAAACGUGGCAGCAGCAUUUUUACCUGCAUUGAAUGAAGACGAAAAUGAUACAGAACCACCACCUAGACGACAUCGUCAUUUUUAUGAUGCAGAAGAGUUGGACCAUGAUGAGGAUGGUGUUCCUGAAAUGUCAUUAGAUGAUCUUCGAAACGUAAAGGAUUCGUCACUGGCUGUAUGGGUUACAAGAGAACCCGUACGUCGUGCUAUCAAGCGUGAGUUCAAGGGUUUCUUACAAACCUACGUUGAUGAAAACGGCACGUCCGUUUAUGGUGGACGUAUUAGAGACAUGGGUGAAUGCAACAGAGAAUCCUUUGAAGUCAGCUUCGACCAUCUUGCUCAAAAUCGGACCAUUCUCGCCUAUUUCUUAUCCAACGUUCCUCUCGCCAUGUUGAAAAUUUUGGAUGAAGUAGCCUUAGAAGUCACCUUAAUGCAAUUCCCAGAUUAUGAGCGUAUUCACAAAGAGAUUCAUGUUAGAAUUACUGAUUUACCUCAAGAUCUUUCAUUGCGUGAUCUGCGACAACAUCAAUUGAAUUGUUUAGUGCGUGUAUCGGGUGUCGUUACUCGUCGUACGGGCGUUUACCCUCAAUUAAAAUGGGUCAAGUACAACUGCGGUAAAUGUUCAGCCCUUUUAGGUCCCUUCUACCAAGAUAUUCACAAUGAAAUUAAAAUCAACACUUGUCCCAGCUGUCAAAGUAAGGGGCCUUUUAUCGUCAAUAUGGAGCAAACCGUGUAUCGUAACUAUCAAAAACUGACAAUUCAGGAAUCACCCGGCACAGUACCUCCAGGCCGUUUACCUCGACACAGAGAAGUGAUUUGUUUGUGGGAUUUGAUCGAUCAAGCGAAACCAGGAGAGGAAAUUGAAGUGACCGGUAUUUACCGUAACAACUUUGAUGCAUCCCUCAGUACCAAAAACGGCUUCCCAGUAUUCGCCACCAUCAUCGAAGCCAAUCACAUCAAUAAGAAGGAGAAUAUGUUUGCGGCAUAUAAACUCACUGAAGAGGAUACAAAGAAAAUUAUUGCCAUGGGCAAAGAUAAACGUAUUGGCAAAAAGAUCAUGAAGAGUAUUGCUCCAUCCAUUUAUGGUCAUGAGGACAUCAAGCGUGCUAUUGCUCUAGCUAUGUUUAGUGGCGUUCCCAAGAACAUCAGCAAUAAGCAUACGAUUCGUGGCGACAUUAAUAUCCUCAUGCUAGGUGAUCCUGGUACUGCCAAAUCGCAAUUCUUGAAAUACGUAGAAAAGACCGCACAUCGUGCCGUUUUCACAACAGGUCAAGGUGCAAGUGCUGUUGGUUUGACAGCUUCAGUUCAUAAAGAUCCUGUCACGCGUGAAUGGACAUUGGAAGGUGGCGCGCUUGUGUUAGCGGAUCGUGGUGUCUGUUUGAUUGAUGAAUUCGAUAAGAUGAAUGAUGCAGACCGUACUUCUAUUCAUGAAGCAAUGGAACAGCAAUCCAUUUCUAUUUCAAAAGCUGGUAUUGUCACCACAUUACAGGCGAGAUGCUCUGUCAUUGCGGCUGCAAAUCCUAUUCGUGGCCGUUACAACUCUUCGAUUCCUUUCUCCCAAAAUGUUGAAUUGACAGAACCCAUCUUGUCUCGUUUCGAUGUGCUUUGUGUUGUGAAAGAUAUCGUUAAUCCAGAUCAAGAUCAUACUCUAGCUAAAAACGUUAUUGGAAGUCAUAUCCUCAGUCACCCCCUUCAUAAUGAAAUGGACGAUCGAUUUGCCCAACCUAGAGAACAGGAUGCAGAUAUUAUUGAUCAGGACUUACUAAGGAAAUACAUCAUGUACGCUCGUGAAAAGAUUCAUCCAAAAUUACAGCAGGUGGAUGAAGCGAGAAUCGCUACCCUUUACUCAGAAUUGAGAGCAGAAUCACUGAAUAGUGCGAGUAUUCCUAUCACUGUCCGUCAUUUAGAAUCUAUGAUUCGUCUCGCUGAAGCUAAUGCCAAGAUGCAUUUAAGAGAAUAUGUACGUGCAGAAGAUGUGGACAUGGCAAUCAGAGUCACGUUGGAUAGUUUUAUCAGCGCACAGAAAUUCAGCGUUAUGCAAUCGCUUCGUAGACGCUUCAUGAAAUACAUCAGAAACGUUCGUGAUAAUCACGAGAUGUUAUUCGUCAUACUUGAUGAACUGUUUACUGAACAACGAAGAAUAUAUCAACUUCGUAAUAACAGACUUCCUUCAGAGGUCAGUAUUAGCGUGAAACAGUUUGAACACCGUGCACAGGCUGCGAAUAUCACAGAUGUGCAAAGCUUCUAUACAUCCGAGCAAUUUGUAAACAAUAGAUAUACCUUGAACACAACCGACGGCAAAAUUGUUAAACAAUACAUUUAAUUCACAUCAUCCUCCCUAAUAUUCGUCAUGUACAUUUUACAUUAAGCUUUAAAUAUAUUCUAUACUAUCCUUUUUCUUUGCGUUUAAUUAUAUGAGAAAAGAUGGAAUACAAUAAAGUACACCUACUAUCCUAUUGCUAUUUACUUGAAAUCAUCUUUUCAAAGCAACGACACGUAGUCUCACAUACAUCAC